Messenger RNA from Camelus dromedarius (Arabian camel), 2914 nucleotides. It is a transcript of the gene GALNT9, whose product is annotated as polypeptide N-acetylgalactosaminyltransferase 9. Gene Ontology annotation, cellular component: Golgi apparatus. Gene Ontology annotation, biological process: protein O-linked glycosylation. The record is from RefSeq and is a predicted model, not a curated record. Gene Ontology annotation, molecular function: polypeptide N-acetylgalactosaminyltransferase activity. NCBI's taxonomy places the organism in Eukaryota, Metazoa, Chordata, Mammalia, Artiodactyla, Camelidae. The coding region runs from base 381 to 2195 and encodes 604 amino acids. The transcript has 11 exons.
CCGCCCCGCCGCUCCCGAGACGGGGCUGCGCCCCUCUGCGGAGGAUGCCGGGUGCUCCCUGCGCCCGCGGCGCCGGGCAGCCCCUGCGCGUGGGGACCCCGGGAGGCGGAGGGGCGCGCUGAGUGGGCGCGGGUGGUGCUGAAGGGACAGCUCCCCGCGGCCGAGCGCGCGGCCGGCCCGCAGCCCCCGCCCGCAGCCCUUGCCUGCAGCCCCCCGGCUCGCAGCCCCUCGCUCGCAGGCUCCCGCCCCAGUCUCUGGCCCGCGGCGAGCUGGGCUGGCUCAUGGUCCCCGAAGCAGCGGGCCAGGCGGAGGCUCUUGUGGCCACCGGGCCCACGGGGAUGCCCCGCGGGUGAGGCAGCCCCCAGCUUCCAACCGCGUUCAUGGCGGUGGCCAGGAAGAUCAAAACUUUGCUGACGGUCAACAUCCUGGUGUUCGUGGGCAUCAUCCUCUUUUCGGUGUACUGCCGCCUGCAGGACCGCUCAGAGGGGCUGGUGCAGAUUGUGCGCAGCGCCGACCGCCGGGUGCGCAGCCGGCACGCCAAGGCGGGCGCGCUGGCGGAGCGCGAAGCCAUCCUGCAGCGCCUGGACCACCUGGAGGAGGUAGUCUACAACCAACUGAAUGGCCUCGCCAAGCCCAUUGGUCUGAUGGAGGGGCCAGGCGGCCUGGGCCAGGGUGGCAUGGCGGCCACACUGCAUGAGGACAGCCAGGAGACGGAGAGGAAGUACGAGGAAUUUGGGUACAACGCACAGCUCAGCGACCGCAUCUCCCUGGACAGGACCAUCCCCGACUACAGGCCCCAAAAGUGCAGACAGAUGACCUACUCGGACGACCUGCCCCAGAUCUCCGUGGUGUUCAUCUUUGUCAACGAAGCCCUCUCGGUCAUCCUGCGCUCCGUCCACAGCGUGGUCAACCACACGCCCUCCCAGCUCCUCAAGGAGGUCAUCCUGGUGGACGACAAUAGCGAUAACGUGGAACUCAAGCUCAACCUGGACCAGUACGUCAGCAAGAGGUACCCAGGCCUCGUGAAGAUUGUCCGCAACAGCAGGCGGGAAGGCCUGAUCCGGGCGCGGCUACAGGGCUGGAAGGUUGCCGUGGCCCCUGUUGUCGGCUUCUUCGACGCCCACGUGGAGUUCAGCACGGGCUGGGCCGAGCCCGCCCUCACGCGGAUCCGGGAGGACCGCCGGCGCAUCGUCCUGCCGGCCAUCGACAACAUCAAGUACGACACGUUCGAGGUGCAGCAGUACGCCAGCGCCGCCCACGGCUACAACUGGGGCCUCUGGUGCAUGUACAUCAUCCCGCCCCAGGACUGGCUGGACCGCGGCGAUGAGGCGGCGCCCAUCAGGACCCCGGCCAUGAUCGGCUGCUCCUUCGUGGUGGACCGGGAGUACUUCGGGGACAUCGGCCUGCUGGACCCGGGCAUGGAGGUGUACGGCGGGGAGAACAUUGAGCUGGGCAUGAGGGUGUGGCAGUGCGGCGGCAGCAUGGAGGUGCUGCCCUGCUCCCGCGUGGCCCACAUCGAGCGCACCAAGAAGCCCUACAACAACGACAUCGACUACUAUGCCAAGCGCAACGCCCUGCGGGCUGCCGAGGUGUGGAUGGAUGGCUUCAAGUCCCACGUGUACAUGGCCUGGAACAUCCCCAUGACUAACCCGGGGGUGGACUUCGGGGACGUGUCUGAGCGGCUGGCCCUGCGCCAGAGGCUGAAAUGCCGCAGCUUCAAGUGGUACCUGGACAACGUGUACCCAGAGAUGAGGACCUACAACGACACGCUGACGUACGGAGAGGUGAGAAACAGCAAAGCCAGCGGCUACUGCUUGGACCAGGGGGCGGAAGAUGAUGACCGGGCCAUCCUGUACCCCUGCCACGGGAUGUCCUCCCAGCUGGUGCGGUACAGCGCUGGAGGCCUCCUGCAGCUGGGCCCCCUGGGCUCCACCGCCUUCCUGCCGGACUCCAAGUGCCUGGUGGAUGACGGCAGGGGCCGCACGCCCACCCUGAAGAAGUGUGAGGAUGUGGUCCGGCCGGCGCAGCGGCUGUGGGACUUCACCCAGGGUGGCCCCAUCGUGAGCAGAGACACGGGCCGGUGCCUGGAGGUGGAGAUGUCCAAGGAUGCCAACUUCGGGCUGCGGCUGGUGGUGCAGAGGUGCUCGGGGCAGAAGUGGACGAUCAGAAACUGGAUCAAGCCGGGUCGGCACUGACCCCCGGGCUCGCCCCGUGCCCCUGCCCCAGUGCAUACCCCGAGGGCCUCCUGCUCAGCCACUGCUGGAACCCAGAGAGCCCUGGCCCUGCCGCCUCCAGCCGAGACCUCUCCCAGCUGCCGGCGGGCCUGUGCCCCAGGACAUCGGGGCCUUCCUUCGCUCCGGAGGUGGUGGCUGCUGGGACCAGCCAGCCCCUCCAGGAGCGCAGACGCCCCCAGCGCAGCUCCGCCUGAGCGCAGCAGCUGACAGCCAACUCCAGCUCCAGAUCACGUGCCUUUUCUAUGGUGUUCCUGCCCAGCCGCCCGCCAGCCACCUCUUCUGCAUGUGCUGAAGCCCCCGUCCAUCCCCCAGGCAGAAAUAGCCUCCCAUGAACUCUGAGGUCACUCAAGCUCUCCCACCCUGGGCGGGGCUGCCCCAGUGACCACCUCCGUCUACACACAGCAGGGCGCGGCCUCUCCCUGGCUGGUGAGGGGAGACAGGGCUACAGCAGCUGCAGUGGUCCCCAAAGAUGCCCCCAGGGCAGCGCUUCAGUGGGGAGACUCACGUGACUCUGCCAGUCCAAUAAAGGGCGGGUUAAAUGAGACAGACUGAUGCUUCGUCCACAGGAGCCGGAGCUGGUCCACCGUCCAGGGCCAGGAGCCUUCUCGUGUUGCUCUGAGGCAGGGGUCAGCGAACGUUGACCCACGGCCCCUUGCCUAUUUUUAUAAAUAAAGUUUUAU